Molecule: messenger RNA, 408 nt
Organism: Emiliania huxleyi CCMP1516
Lineage: Eukaryota; Haptophyta; Isochrysidales; Noelaerhabdaceae
Exons: 1
Coding region: 1-408 (135 amino acids)
Source: RefSeq, a predicted model, not a curated record
AUGCUUGGUGGAGCAGGCCCCCGCUUGUCCGCCCGCCGCAUCGGCGCCGUCGCUCUGCUCGCCGUCUGCUGCGCCUCCGCGGAGCCCGCGGCGGCACCCCGCUCGGUGCUCGUCGCGUGGCCGCCGGAGCCGGAGGUGCGGGCUGCGCUCCGCUACGUGAUGACGGAGCUCCGCCGCCUGUCAAACCGCUUCCGCUACGCCUCGCUCACGACGUGCCACCGAGCCGAGGCUGCGGAGGUGGACGGCGAGCGGAGCCUCUUCCUCGACGUCGAGUUCGACAUGCUGCGCGGGCAGCCCUCGAGGCACAACGUCAUCCUCUUCAAGGACGGCGACGGCGCCGUGACCAGCAUGGCGCUGGACGAGUUUCCGCACGUGGAGCUGCGGGAGCCGCCGGACCCGGACGUGUGA